Lactuca virosa is the source of this 1326-nucleotide messenger RNA. NCBI's taxonomy places the organism in Eukaryota, Viridiplantae, Streptophyta, Magnoliopsida, Asterales, Asteraceae. The record is from the annotation of a GenBank genome assembly.
AUGCGUCAAUUACUUGAAGCAAUAUCUCCAACAUCAUUAUCCAUUAAUGAAGACAGUUCAUCUACGAAUCACCAUCGAUCAGCCUUGUUCUUUUUACUUGGAGGAUUAAUCUUUCUCCUAAGUUUGCUGAUUCUUCUGUUUAUUUUCUGGAAAUAUAUCCAACAAGAACAACUUAGAAAGUCAGGGGAGCCUGAAAACAGCUGCAAAGAUUAUUACAGAGGGAAUAUAAAGACAAUAAGCUAUUUUAAAUUCCAAGCAUUAAAGAAGGCGACCAAGAACUUCCAUGAGUGUAAUUUUCUUGGAAAAGGUGGAUUUGGGCCAGUCUAUUUGGGUAAACUACAAGAUGGGAGACAAGUUGCUAUAAAGAAACUAUCUCUUGAAAAAUCACAACAAGGAGAUGAAGAGUUUCUUGCAGAAGUGAAAAUGAUCACUAGCAUACAACACAAAAACCUUGUUCGCCUUCUUGGUUGUUGCUCUGAAGGAUCUCAAAGGCUGCUUGUUUAUGAAUACAUGAAGAACAAGAGUCUUGACCUCAUUAUUUAUGGAAAAAGCGAAGAGUACCUCAACUGGAGCACACGAUUGGAAAUAAUUUUGGGAAUUGCUCGGGGAUUACAAUAUCUACAUGAGGAUUCACACAUGCGGAUUGUGCAUAGAGAUAUCAAAGCUAGCAACAUUCUUCUUGAUGCUAAAUUUCAUCCAAGAAUUGGAGAUUUUGGUCUUGCUAAGUUCUUCCCAGAGGAACAAUCGUAUCUUAGCACCACAUUUGCUGGAACAUUAGGAUAUACAGCUCCUGAAUAUGCCAUUAAAGGAGAAUUAUCUGAAAAGGCUGACAUUUAUAGUUUUGGAGUGCUUUUACUUGAAAUCAUUAGCUGCAGGAAACAUACCGAUCUUACUUUACCAUCAGAAAUGCAAUACCUUCCUGAAUAUGCAUGGAAGUUGUAUGCGAGGUCAAAGAUAGUUGACCUCAUAGACCCAAGAAUGAGGAACGGUGGUUUUGUGGAGAAAUAUGUAAUGCAAACAAUUCAUGUGGCUUUAUUAUGCCUUCAGCCCCAAGCAAAUGUAAGGCCAUCCAUGUCGGAGAUUGUGGCUAUUUUGACUUGGAAGGGCAAAAUGGUCAAAGCACCAAUAAAACCGGAUUUCUUUGACGGGGGAUGUCGAGUGAAGGAUGAGAAUGUAUCUUGGGAAGCCAUCUUAGAUUAUUACCCUUCUCCUCUCGAAAGCAAAUCUUACAACCUCAUACAACCUCCAAACUCUGGAGAGUUCACCGAAAGUAGAUCAUACAGCCUCAUUCAACCUCCAAACUCUAGAGAAUUUAUAGUGAACUAA